Sus scrofa (pig) is the source of this 1006-nucleotide messenger RNA. Lineage: Eukaryota; Metazoa; Chordata; Mammalia; Artiodactyla; Suidae. The record is from RefSeq and is a predicted model, not a curated record.
AUGACACCAUUGAGCUUGGCUGGGAGUUUGGGAAAGGGCUGUGCUUUCUUCUGGGCGGAGCUACCUCCUGGCGGUGGCGCCCUCUUUGUCGCCAAGUGGCGCCAGCGAGUAUCCCAAAGAGCUCUCCGGUUCCUGUUCUCCUCUGGCUUUGGCAUCCGCCCCUCCCACCUUCUCCAGAGUACCCAAGCUCUCACACCUGGCCCAGUCCAAACCGGAGUUGAAAUCAGGACCUCUCCCCUCAUCACUCAUUUGCCUGAUGGGGGCCACUGUGUGCCUAGGCCCUGGAGUGGGGAGACCGCCAGCCACUGGGCCACAGGGGUCUACACUGACCUCCACCCAGAAGCCAUCUGCGUUAGAAUCCACUGGAGAUCAUGCAUCCCAAGAGCAGGAGUGAACGUGCAGCUAUUUCUUGGCAACCCUAACUGCCACCAGAGUUGCCAGGCUGCUAAAGGCAUUCGCCUGUGCUGUACACACAGCUGGGAAAUCAGAAGCAAGGAGCUGGGUUUGUUACCAGCCAAAGCCCUGGAACUCACAAGGCAAUCUGCUCUCCUUGGGAAGUUUUUGUCUGAGCAUCUGAGAUAUUUUCAAGUAAGAAGCCAUGGAGAUUGGAAGAGCUACCCCUGCAGCAAAAUCAGCCUUGUGUUAUGUACAGGCUGGCCUGUGACAACAAGCCCUGGGGACACUGGGGUUCCAGCCCUGCUCAGCCGAGCUUCAUGCAUUAUGGAUGAAGAUUGUCGAUGCGCAGACUUCAGGGACAUGGCUCCUCCAAAGCAAAAUCAACACUCCAUGCAACCACUACCUACCAACAGCUGUUGUCCAGGGCUUGAAAGAUGGCUCCAGCAGCAAUAGUAGUAAACAGGAGCAAGAAUACACUGAGUAUUCCUUUUAAGUGUUGUUUCGAAGACAAAACGAAAACUUCAAUCAAAAUGAAAUGAUUAGGAGUUCCCGUCGUGGCGCAGCAGAAAUGAAUCCGACUAGGAACCCUGAGGUGGCGGGUUUAAUCCCU